Molecule: messenger RNA, 2271 nt
Organism: Lasiosphaeria miniovina
Lineage: Eukaryota; Fungi; Ascomycota; Sordariomycetes; Sordariales; Lasiosphaeriaceae
Exons: 7
Coding region: 1-2271 (756 amino acids)
Source: RefSeq, a predicted model, not a curated record
AUGGCAUCAACCGACGUCAUCCCAGCUUUCAUAACGUACCAGAGACCCAACACUCGGCCGCCGAUUUUUGUAGCAGGGACUUACUCCGAUCCACCAUGGCAGCCAGAAGAGAUGGAGUACACCACCAACGCGGAAGGGCACCAUGUUUUCAUGAAGGAAGUCUUUGCCAAACCAGGUUCGAAGAUCCAGUACAAGUUCCGCGUCGGUACCGGAGACUGGUGGGCCGUUGAUGAACGCAGUCAUACGGUGCGAGAUAGCUCUGGAAACCAGAAUAAUGAGAUGGAGAUGCAUUCCCAUAAGGGGUUGUCCGACAAGGCUGCCGCUACAGGAAGUGUGGGACUGGACACGGCAAACAUUUCUGGGAAACAUACGAAUUCCGUCCACGAUACGACGCUCUCGAAGGCAGAGACCGAGUCGCCGAAAACUGAGGAUCGUCUACCCCAGCCGGCCGAAAGCUCAAGCAAAGUCCUUUCACCCUCUUCCGAUGCCCAUAGCGCAAAGGUUGCUGCCGAGGUGGGAGAGCCCGCCGCCCUCCUUGAUAGAGAGGAGAAGCCGAAAGCAAAGACAGAGAAACAAGCUCGCCCACGCUCAGCGACCCCUUUCACAGAAAGUGCGAAUAUUGCAGCAGAGGUUGGCGAGCCGGCCGCCCUUCCAGACAGUGAAGUGAAACCAGAAAAGGCACCAAUUCCUAAAGACAGCCCACGUUCCAACACCCCCUUUACGGAAAGCGCCAAUGUUGCAGCAGAGACACCCCUUUUACGGAAAGCGCCAAUAUUGCAGCAGAGACAGCCCGCGUGCAAAUACCCCUUUUACGGAAAGCGCGAAUAUCGCAGCGGAGGUAUCGCAGCAGAGGUCGGGGAGUCUGCAGCCCUUCUUGACAAGGAAGAGCAAGCAGAACCCGAAAAGCCGGACGAGGAUGCGGAGAAAACCGAAGCUCGCCCCAGCUCAGCUACCCCUAUUGCUGAAACUGGAAACACUGCUGCAGAGGUGGCAGAUACGGCAAAGGCGCUGGACAACGAAGAGGCUGCAUUCGAGUUGGAAGUGCGUCCGGACAACUUCGGCAUUCCAGACCACCAUGAAGAGCAUCAAGUUGGGUAUAAAGAUGAGGACUACGAACACGAUCAUAUGCCACCCCUCUUUCCCUACGAGUAUGCUGGUUUGUAUGAUGACGAUGAGGGGCCCAGGGCAGAUGAAGCCGAGGUGGCCCGCCAACACGAAGGGAAGUCUCCCAAGGAAGAAGAGGACUUGGAUCUCGACAAUAUUGAUGUCAAUGACCCAACACUGGAGCGUUUCCCGUCGAAUCGGGAGGAGAUCAUCGACACGGUUCGGAAGAUAGAAACGGGCCUUUCAGAGGACCAACCGGCAUUUGAAGCUGUCCCUCCGUCUCCUAUUGUCACUUCAUUGCGGCCGGGCGCGGAGGACAUCCUGGGCGGCGACCAUUUCCUGUCUUCGCCAAUCGCUGCGAGUCCUAUAGUUGUCAGUCCCCUCUUUCCCCGGGCACAAAGGCGCCUGGCAGUUCCCAGGUCGCCUCGUGGCUCCAUCAGUUCGGCUCAUUCGUCAGCAUUGUCGCUUCAGUCUAUCUCAGAGGGUGAAGAACCUAGCGGCAGCGACCAAAGUCGAUCAUCUCCGGCGAUGCUCUCCUCUGAUCCCCCAAAGCUGUCCCAGUCCUAUUAUGUGGUGUCACCCGGUAGUGACGAGGACGAAGGCAUUGACCUGAAAACUGGCAAUGGAUCGCCCAAGGGGCAAAAUGGGGACCUUCUGGCUCCCGAUUGGAUGGCGGCGCUGCCACAGCAAGCUACCUUGAAAAGUCAAUCUGAACCGGCUCCAGGGGUCUCGGACUCGGCAAAGCCGCAGACGAGCAAUGGCAAAGCCGUGGCGGGCCCAGCUUCGGGUAAACCGAUACCGACAGAGUCGGAGAGGCCCCGAACGCAAAGCCCGCGCAUCGUGAUUGAGCAUGUGAAGGAUGCAGACGGCGACGCUGACAGCCACCACUCGGACGAGGAUGGCCACAUCGAACACGCAAACGGCACUGGGGGCGAGACAUAUAACGAAGCAACGGCUGAGACGGCAGACGCCGGCGACUCGGGUCAGCUGAGGAAGAGGAAGAGGGCAGCGUCGGGUGAGCGGCCCGAAACGCCUGUUUCUACCCACUCAACCAGCAUACACACGGACCGAGGAGGUGGCUGGUUCAGGGCCUUCUUCAGACUGCUCUUUGUGGACUGGAUCGGAGGGUUUCUCGGCAGACUGUGCGGCGGCAGACGGAAGACGUAA